ACCUUCGGUUUCAUCUCCAGUCUCCUAAUGAGGCAUCUGAUGUACCUUUGCAAAUUCCUUGGCUUUGUUCCUCGAGUCAUUUGGAGACAUUGUUCCCAGAAGUAGUCAAAGAGUAUCCUUGCUGUCUUUUGCGCUCUCUUCCUCUCAGCUUAUCUUGACUGCCAACUGUUAAUCGGAGCACACAGCCCUGGGGGAGGAGAGAUUUCUCAUUAUCGCCCCCCUCUUUUUUCUUUUUGGAGGCAGCUGGGCAGCCUGUACAUGAAUAGAUUAGUUUCAAGAUUUGAGAUUGUUAACAGCCGGAAUAGAAUCCUUGUUGGAUUUUGUUUGGUGUAGUUGCCAUACGCAUCAGUGAGGAAACAAUCACAACUUUUAUUUGGCCUAAGGAGCUGCUCUUUCUUCAAGAGAGGCCUCUCUCCUUCCUUCUUUGACCAAAAGAUCGGCAGAGACCAGGCUCCAUGGAUGAGUGGGAUGCCCCCCAGUGGAAAAAGGAAAUUGAAAGCCUUAAGUAUCAGUUGGCUUACAAGCGGGAGGUGUCAUCAAAAACAAUUCCUGAAUUCCUUAAAUGGAUCGAGGAGGGGAUUCCAGAAGAUCCAUUCUUGAACCCAGAACGAAUGAAAAACAACCCUUGGGUGGAAAGAGGAAAAUGCACAAUGCUCUAAUCCAUGUUCUUAGCCCAGCACUGUCCCUGAUUGACAAAUGCUUUCCUUUGGGCAUGCUCCCAAAUUGCAUUAAACAGAAGGCUCCAAAAUUAUUCGCUUGCCGCUCUGGCUAAAUCCUCAUUCAUAGUCCUUUGUUAGUGCUGAGGCCUUAAGCAAGGACUAUGCUAAAGGCUUCCCAAACAUUUGGUCUCCUAGGCACUAUUGGGGUGGGUGUGGCUUAAGUAGAGAUCCAGCUUCAUGCACAAGGAGCACUGGAGGUGGGCCUUACCUCAGUGGCUCUCUCUAAAAUUCUGACAGCACUGAAUUUACAAUGUCUCCCAGCUCCUGGCUGUGCGUUUGCUUCCAAAGGGUUGUCCUACAGAAAGCCGGAUUAUCCUUACCAGGGAUAGAGGCCUGGCCAUCUGUUGUGUGGUGGGAGAGAACCAGAAUGAACGUGGGCUAUUCUUCACUGGCACAGAAUGACGGGAGCCUCUAGUGCCACAUUGUAGUAUGUUAGGACCUGCUUAUUUUAAACCUGUUGGUUCAUGAUUUGGGAACCAUUGGGAGGGAUAAAUUUGUAUGGAGGAGACUUCCUAUUUUGAAUCACUGCAACUAAAAGAAUGGAAAUUAAUUGUAACCAGAAAGAGUGAAGCAGAAUCAAAGUCCUUCUUAGGAACCCCACCAGUUGCUCUUUCUUGUAAAUCUAAUUUUGUUUGCUGUUUUCUUUCUUUCUUUAGAUAUAAACAUACAUUUUGUAAGCAUUUUCAUUUUUUUCUAUUUUAGGAAAUUCAGUUUUGCAGUAGAAAACUGCAUGAGUGUAAUAAGUUUAUAAAAAUGAAAUAAAGCAAUACUAAGCAUA
Molecule: messenger RNA, 1497 nt
Organism: Crotalus tigris (Tiger rattlesnake)
Lineage: Eukaryota; Metazoa; Chordata; Lepidosauria; Squamata; Viperidae
Gene: GNG13
Product: G protein subunit gamma 13
Exons: 3
Coding region: 456-659 (67 amino acids)
Biological process (GO): sensory perception of taste; phospholipase C-activating G protein-coupled receptor signaling pathway
Cellular component (GO): heterotrimeric G-protein complex
Molecular function (GO): G-protein beta-subunit binding
Source: RefSeq, a predicted model, not a curated record